AUGGCCUCAGCACAAGUUCACCGCUUCCAGCAGCGUGUUUCAAAUCUCCAGUCACAUCAUAAACUUGCAUCAAUUAGACAUUGUGAAGCUGUAAACAGUUAUGUCAAUCAGAAUAAUGAACUAAUGAAUUGUUUGCUAAUUCAUUUGAAAGCUGCAGAUAAAAAUGUAAAAAGAACAAAGAGAAUUACAAAACCGAGAAAUACACAUUCUCACUUAACGAAGUCUGUACGUUUUACUGGGAAGUCGUAUGCUAUGCAGCCACCUUAUGUUGAGCAAACCAACACAAUGUAUCACCACUCAAUACCAAGACAAACAAAUUGUGUCAAUCGAUGUUUCACCAAAGAACUAUGGAAUGAAUUCGGUACAACAGGAAUGGGAAAUGAACAGUUUGUCUGUAAUUCAAAAGAACCAAUAUUUCCACCACCAACAUAUGCAGAACCAAGUGAACCGGCUAUAUUUAACGAUUGUUCUUGGAAAAAUUGGCUUAGCGAUGAUAAAGGUAGAAAUGAUGAUGUUAUCCUCCAAAACAAUUGGCCGUCUGCAACACUUCAGCCUGAUUAUACUUCAUGUAGCAAUAAUUAUUCCUGUGAUGAAGUCAAUUCAUUUGUUUACAAUGAAACAUUACAAGAAAAACGCUUUUGGAGUAGUGAUAAUCCCCCAAAUGAUCGUGGAAAACAAACAGCUAAUUUUACUAGUGAUUGUAACUUCUCUGUUCCACAGCCAGUGGAUUCUUAUUGGUUGAAACAGUCCACUUCUUACAGUGACAUCAAACAUUCACCUCUUGCAAAUACAGAUAGUUAUGUGUAUGAUGAAACAUUGUAUGCUAGACAAAAUUCCUUCCCUAGUAGUACUCACAAUAUUAUUUCUGAAGAUGUAAAUUGUUUUCCAAUUAAUCGGAUAAAUAAUUAUUCCCUAGAAUAUAAUCCUCUUAAUGUUAACUGCAGGAUAUCUGAAUCAUGUAAAAAUUCCAUCAAUCCAAUACUUGCAUCUACCUAUCCCCCAUCAGGAUCUAAUUCACAUUAUUAUCAUUCAACAAUAACAGGUUUUAAUACUGAUGAGUGUUUGAAACCUCAUUACAAUUAUAUGCCUUAUUAUCCUUCUAACUAUGGUAGUAAUAAUAAUGAUAACAGUAAUAACAACUGUAAUGAAAGCAAUCUAA
Trichobilharzia regenti is the source of this 1159-nucleotide messenger RNA. The record is from the annotation of a GenBank genome assembly. Lineage: Eukaryota; Metazoa; Platyhelminthes; Trematoda; Strigeidida; Schistosomatidae.